AUGAGCGCCUACGCCACCCUCUUCGAGAACGCCGCCCGCUUCUCCAUCAAGUACAUUGGUCCUGAGAAGACCUACGACAUCUGCACUACACUAGUCCUGCUCUACGCCCGCAUCAAGCAGGCCCACAUCGCCAUGGCUGCCAGCAGCGGUGUCCCGGCCUUUCUUGUCAUUCCGGCCAUCGCCAGCAUCAUCAUCUCUCUCACGGCCUCGUCGACCUAUCUGCGCAUCGGCCCCCCUCUCGUGAUGCUGGUCAUCCUCCUGCUGGCCAUGGACGCCGGCCUCGCCUCCCACGGUCCUUCUUACUAA
This is a messenger RNA of Aureobasidium melanogenum CBS 110374, 306 nucleotides long. RefSeq lists its product as uncharacterized. Bases 1 to 306 code for a protein of 101 amino acids. The record is from RefSeq and is a predicted model, not a curated record. Lineage: Eukaryota; Fungi; Ascomycota; Dothideomycetes; Dothideales; Saccotheciaceae. The transcript has a single exon.